Messenger RNA from Phalacrocorax carbo (great cormorant), 2290 nucleotides. The record is from RefSeq and is a predicted model, not a curated record. NCBI's taxonomy places the organism in Eukaryota, Metazoa, Chordata, Aves, Suliformes, Phalacrocoracidae.
AUAGAAAACCACAAGUACAAAGUUGCUUCCCAGCAUUUUAACUAUGCAAACAUUUAAUUUGCUUCAAUUAGUUAUUUACAAAUCUUUCAUAUAUUGCUUUUAUCAGACUAAGAGCUCGGGACUGCAUCCUGGAUCACACUGACACUUUUCAGAAGAGAUGCCGGGCAGCUGACUGCAGCCCAGUGAGAAAUGUAGACUCUGGCCUUUUUGUGGAUACUCCUCAGUACGGACUAACGGAGGAAUUCACUGGUUUUGCAUUUGCAAGUCCCCCUGGAGUUAUGCCAUUCCAGCCCUGUGAUGUCAGACCUCUAGUUUGUUAUUUCAGGUAGCUCAGUGUGGACGGAGCCCUAGCCACCCACAGGAUGCUUUCCUGCAGUGGUCCUGGCUGUACGAAGACACAUAGAGGUUGCAUUAAAGUAGAACCUUGCUGCUGUGAAUAGAGCUUAACAUGAAACUCACUGGAAUCGUCGGCAUCCAGGAGCGCUAUGGAGCAAUUUUCAACAUGGAGGAGAAAUUGUUACAUGUGUCUGGUAAUAGAAGACAGUAUUUCACUGACAGAAAACUUAUACUGAGCGGCGUAGCAACACCCUGGCACCAAACCUCUAACUCCAAAGUGAAUGGAACAAGUAUGAGAGCUGUGGUGACAGGCGGCGGAGGCUAUUUUGGAUACAAGCUGGGAUGUGCUCUUGCCAAGGCAGGAGCUUCUGUUGUUCUGUAUGACAUACACAAGCCCACCUGGGAAAUUCCCAAUGGAGUAGUGUGUAUCCAGGCAGAUGUCAGGGAUUAUGAUGCCAUAUUUGCAGCCUGUGAAGGGGCUGACUGUGUGUUUCAUGUAGCUUCAUAUGGAAUGUCAGGAAGAGAGCAAUUGCACAGAGAAGAGAUUGAGACUGUAAAUAUUCAUGGAACAAGAUUCAUCAUUGAUGCCUGUAAACAAAGGAACAUCACUAGAUUGAUAUACACCAGUACAGUAAAUGUGGUGUUUGGAGGGCUUCCUAUUGAAGAUGGAGAUGAGGAAACUGUGCCAUAUUUUCCAAUUGAAAAGCAUGUUGAUCAUUAUUCCAGAACCAAAUCAAUUGCAGAACAAAUGGUACUAGCAGCUAAUGGAACUCCACUAGCAGGAGGUGGAAUACUCUAUACGUGUGUUCUUCGCCCACCAGGCAUCUAUGGACCAGAUGAGCAAAGACACUUGCCAAGGCUAGCAAAGAAUAUUGAGAGAGGGCUCCUUAGCUUCAAGUUUGGGGAUCCUUCUGCUAAGAUGAACUGGGUGCAUGCACAGAACCUUGUACAAGCUCAAAUUCUAGCUGCUGAAGCUCUCACCCCUGAAAAGAACUACAUAGCUAGUGGCCAGGUGUAUUUCAUUAAUGAUGGUGAAAAAUUCAACCUUUUUGAAUGGUUAACUCCACUUUUUGAAAGAUUAGGUUGCAAUAAGCCAUGGAUACGUAUUCCUACUUCCUUAGUUUAUGCAUCAGCCAUGAUAAUGGAAUACCUCCAUCUGACGCUGAAGCCAUUUGUUGAACUGUCCCCACUGCUGACUAGAAAUGAGGUACAGAACAUUUCUAUAACUCAUACAUUUCGAAUAGACAAGGCGCGGAGUCAGCUGGGGUACAGCCCAGAGAAGUUUGCAUUUGCCGAUUCUGUGGACCAUUACAUUAAAACCAGACCAGAAGCCCAGCGUCAUCACAUCUUCCUCAAAGUUUUGCUUUCUUUAAUUGUUAGUUUAAGUUUGAUCUUUCUUUCUUUAAGAUUUGAUAGCCUUUCAGUUCUGCAUUUUUUUAAAGAAAGACAACACUGACUUGCAUAAACUGCACAUACACAGUCACAGUACUGCUACCUGGAUCAUUCCGAUCUCCACAAUAGUUACUUGUCCCAAUGCAAUAAACGGGCAGUUAUUUUUAGAUUUAAAACCAAAACUGUAACAUAUCAGUAGCUGUACUUGAGAAAUUAAAAUACAGUACACAGUUAUGGCCAAAUCACUGAAACACACUAGGGUCAAGAUUGUUGCCUCUGUUCAUUUCACACCCAAAAAAUAUAAUUUCCAAAUUGAUUGCUGAAGUCAAUGAAACCUGCAGGAAGAACAAGAGCUACAGCCAGUCUGCAGUGCUUUACUGGUAAAGAAAAAUGGCUAAAGUAAGGAGAAAAACUGACCACAGCUGCUGGCAUGGCUCACUACCUUGGGGAAUGUGCAAAGGGACAGACAUGACUGUGAAUAACACAUCCCAGCCAUACAGACAGUUCACACUGUGUGACUUUCUUUCAUGAAUCAGCUGUAUCACUGCAUAUGAGGGGAAAU